Molecule: messenger RNA, 4484 nt
Organism: Betta splendens (Siamese fighting fish)
Lineage: Eukaryota; Metazoa; Chordata; Actinopteri; Anabantiformes; Osphronemidae
Exons: 5
Coding region: 2867-3538 (223 amino acids)
Source: RefSeq, a predicted model, not a curated record
UCCAAGCCCAUAUUUAUCUCCUGGAGGCUUUAGACCUAAACGUCCCACCGUGGUUCGGUGAAACCUGGGGUAAAUGUGGUCCAUGAACGCUCUACCGCCGCCUGCUGGCGGACAAGUGAACGACGAGCACCAGCGGCUUAACGACUCCUUAGUGAUGGUCAGGGGUGACAGAGUAAAGUAAAUGAGCCAGACUGGUGUGACUGAGUUUGUUCAUCAUUCAGCUGAAGUACUGCCACUGUGUGAAGGAACAGGCACUGUUUGACUCUGCUGCCUCGGGUCAAAUACCAGGAACCUGCUGGUGUCAGGCCACAGUCAGAAUCAGCUUUAAUGGCCAAGUUUUUACAGGACAACCAAGGAAAUAUAUGCGGUCUGACUCCGUCUUUGUUCCCAAUUAAUAUUUACAUUUUAAUUGUAGUUAUUUACAAAAAUGAACAAAUAAAGAAUAUAAACUGCAGCUCACUGUGUCACGAUCAACAGUGGUUAUUGAAGGUUUAUGUUUGUGUCUGUGAAGAGUCAUUCAGUCAUUGUAUUGUGUGACCUGUAGAGUUCAGCUCAGACACAGCUGGAGAAAAAGCUUGCUCUGGUUCUGCUGGUUCUGGUGGUUCUUGUCGUUCUGCUGGUUCUGCUGGUUCUGCUGGUUCUGGUGGCUAUGGUUCCGUGACCCUGCCAGAGGGGAGGAGUUUAAGCAGUUUGUGUCAGGGUGUGUUGGUCAGCAGUGAUGCUGACAGCCCGUUUCCUGAGUCUGGACCGGUACCGGUGCUCCAUGGAUGGACGCUUAGACCCGAUGAUCUUCUAUGCUGACCGGACCCCCCGCUGCAGUCUGUGUCUGUCCUGUUUGGUGGCUGAACCAACCCACACAGUGAUGGAGGUGGAGGACAGACCGGGGCAGAUGGUGCUGAUGGUGCGGGUGCCAGAUGUGACGCUGCCCGGCCUCAUCUGCCUGCUUUCGGUCAGGAAGCUCCUGAUCCACUGACAUGGAGACGAUGAGCUGGGUCAGUUUAUGGUGGAGUAUUCAUCACAUUAUCAAUGAUUUAUGAAUGUCUGUUCCUUCACAUUACAAAUAAACUGUUAAAGAAGGUUUAUUGCAGUGAUCUAAAAAAACUCAUCUUCAAUGCUUCUUCCAGAAAAGCUGGUCUGGUUUUACAGAAGACACUUAAACCUUUAAACUGGACUCAAGCUUGUAAAUCUGAAAUAGUUCCCACUCAGCAGCUUUAAACCAGCGUCUACUGCUGAACGUGGCUCAGUCACUUCAGAGUUCAGAGCGUCUUCCCGUUGUCAUGACAACCAUAACUGGCAUCCUCCAGGGCUGCGUUAGUUCCUACUACUGACCACUGGGGGGCAGUCUUACUCUUUGCUCUGUUAAUCGUAGCGCCAAAACUGAUCAUGUGAUAAAUGCUUGUUUUCUGGGUGUCUCCAAGUCUAGAAGCAUGACAGACAACCACAGGUGACUGUGAAAACAAUGUAUAACCACUGCAGCUGUUAACUCAAACAGAAUUACUUCAUUACAUUAUGUACUCAACAUGCUUUGUGUAAACAAGGACAUGAUUCUGGACAGUUCAGGAUCCUGGAUCAGUCCCAAACCUGUGUUUCAUGGUGGGACAGGACAAAAAGCAGCGUCACAGCAGGUGUCCACCACAAGGGCUGACGGCAGCUGAGCGUCAGAGACCACGUGGCCUCGUCCUGGUUGGUCCUCAGCUGCAUCAGACGCCACUUCUCCUCAGGUUCACCAGAGGAAACAGCGCUGCACAAAAUGCUUUUCCUCCCAGCUGCUGCUCUGUGCUGCCUGUGUUCAGCACUGGUUUCUGUGGCAGAAGAGCUGAUCCAGACCCCGUUGUCACUGACCAAGAGACUCGGUGAAACCGACACCAUUAGGUGCUCAGGUACUGGGCAGUGUGUUAAAAACCAUGUUUACUGGUACCAGAAGACAGACACAGAGCCGCUGCGAGUGAUUCUGCGUAUCAGUCUGAGUGAUGGGGCAGUGAAUACCCGCUACGCUCAUCCUCAAAGAGAUGAUUUCGAUGCUUCACGGAAACCGAACGGUUGUGAGCUGAUGAUCAAAAAAAUGAAGCCCAGCCAUUCGGCCUCCUACUACUGUGUCUGCUGGAAGAAGCCUUCCCACAGCGAGAACUCACUCCUGCAGCCUGAACAAAAACCAGCACAUGAGCAGAUGUCAAACAGGAGGAGACAGUGAAACCGCAGCUGCACCGCUGUCACCAGAGCCGCGAGCACACGGAGCUGAAGGCUCAUCCUCUGUCUGGUGCUGCUUGGACCAAUGUCAUGAUUCACCCACACGUAGAACAGAGCUUCACACUGCGUGAGCUGCAGAUUGUGACAACAGGAUGCGUCCUCAGUCAGAGUCUGAUGACAGGGAACAGCUGAGCAAAAUGUUACACUUGAUCAAUGAAUAUAAAGAACAGAAAAUAAUCAAACUGACACUAAUCACUGACUUUCUAUAAAAGGUUUUCAGAUGAAACACAUGUAAAGUUAUGACGGUUAAUGCUUCCUCGACCUCCUGUUGGAUCAUGAUUCAUGAAGCCUGAAGUCAAACAGGAAGCGACACUGCGUUCACCUCCGGCUGAUGAACAAACAUGGACCUGACUGUCUGAAGUCUCUGCCACUGAUGGACACACGCUCGGCCACUGCUGCCAGGUGUGUCCUUGAGCAAGACGCAGGCAGCUCCUCCAGGAUGGGUUAAAGGCAGAGGACCAAUCCUGUUGUCAUAGUGACCAAAGGCUUUCUUCUUCUUCUUCUUUUCUUUAAUACGCUCCCACUUCUCUUUCACAUUUCAACGUAUAUAUUCAUUCAUUAGUUCUAAAACCAUCCUGACUUCACUGUUAUUGUUGCCAUGUGACAGCAGCUCCUAUUUAUGUCGGAUGAGUGGACGUCAUUGGAGCCUGUGAUGGAGCUGCAGCGCCUCUGCAGCAGACGGGUUUUUGUCGCAGCCUGCGUCACCGUGGAAGGAGCCAGUGAAUCUGACAGGUUCCUCGUCUUCGGCUCCGGAACAAAGCUGUUUGUUACAGGUGAGCAGGUGCGGAGGCCGCAGCUCAGCGUGUAUCCAUCCGCCCGGUCCCGGUGCCGGUCCGGACCGCGGAGCAGGGACCUCCUGCUGUGCGUGGCCUCCGCCAUGACGCCUCCUCUGGUCCGCUUCUCGUGGAAAAGGCGGAGGGAGAACGGGCCGCUGGAGGAGCUGCGCCCCGACCAGGGGGAGCGGCUGGAGCUGGUGGUGUCCGGACGCGUGGUCGCCAUCCGAGCCGUGGAACCGGACGCUCAGUACACGUAUAAGUACCGCUGCCACGUCGAGCACGAGUCUGGAGCCGCGGACGCGCCCCAGGACCAAGAGGUGUCUGCCGCUCCGCCACUGCCCCCCGUUUCACCCGGUUCACCCGGUUCUGCUGCAUCCUCUGGGGAGCAGGACAACUGGCGCCGGGAGCGGCAGCUGUGCCUCACGUACGUUGUGCUGCUCGCCAAGAGCGUGGUCUACUGCUGCGGACUGUGUGUGCUCAGAGCCAGCGGGAAGAAUGAACGAAUGAAUGAAUGAACGAAUGAACGAAUGCACCACUGCACAAAUGAAUGAAUAAACAAACAAAUGAAUCACCGACCAACUGAUGAACGAAUGAACGAAUGAAUGAAUGAACCACUGCACAAAUGAAUGAAUUAACAAGCAAAUGGAUCACCGACCAACUGAUGAACGAAUGAACGAAUGAAUGAAUGAACCACUGCACAAAUGAAUGAAUAAACAAACAAAUGAAUCACCGACCAACUGAUGAACGAAUGAACGAACGAAUGAAGAACGAAUGAAGAACGAAUGAACGAAUGAACCACUGCUCAAAUGAAUGAAUAAACAAACAAAUGAAUCACCGACCAACUGAUGAAUGAACGAACGAACGAACGAAUGAACGAAUGAACCACUGCAUAAAUGAAUGAAUUAACAAACAAAUGAAUCACUCACCAACGGAUGAACAAAUGCAUGAAUUACUGACAACUGGACGAAUGAAUGAAUUACCCACCAACCUAUUAAUACAUGAACUCAAUCUUUCGCUCACCGGGUUCAUGUUCACACACAUGAAAGUCAUCUAAAUUUUUAUUUUAUUCUCUUUCAGAUGACUAAGUUUAAAUAUAAACAGAUUGUUGUAACAUCUCAGUGCAGCUUCUAGUCUUGUCAAUAUUAUGUUUAUUUGACAUAUUUCUUUUUUAUUGUUAUUAAAUGCUUUUAAAAUAAUGUCUUAAUAUUAAGAUCUUUUGAUAAUUUAGUGUUUUUAAUUUUAUUUUCCAAUUGUCCAAUAGGAUACUUACAAAUUGAAAUUGUUCAUAUUUUUUACUUUUACUAUAUUUUACAAAAUGUUACAAUUUUAAUUAGGAAAAAUGUUUCUGAAUUUUUAUUUUAAUAUUUUCAAUAUUUCUAUAUUGUAAUAUCUGUUUUCUCUAUCUCUUAUCUUUUGUAAUUCUAAAUUCAUAAUCAUAAAAUAAAAACCCUGUCAACCUGU